Molecule: messenger RNA, 2833 nt
Organism: Salvia splendens (bonfire salvia)
Lineage: Eukaryota; Viridiplantae; Streptophyta; Magnoliopsida; Lamiales; Lamiaceae
Product: pollen-specific leucine-rich repeat extensin-like protein 4
Exons: 1
Coding region: 178-2760 (860 amino acids)
Molecular function (GO): protein binding
Source: RefSeq, a predicted model, not a curated record
AAUGCAAGGCGCAUCUUCUAUAUUUUAGUGCAAGAAGCAACAUUGACCUUCAAAAAUGGAUGGUUGCACUCGAGUCUAAUGGAAACGAAUGCAUGGGAAAGUUGCUCAUAUUAUUGUGCAUAUAUACGGUAUAAUGCUACAAUGGAUUGAUAAAUUUUUCCCAAGGAAGUCAUCGCCAUGGAAAUCAAAACCUUGGGUUUCUCUCUUGUCCUCCUCCUCUUCGCCCUCCUCACCUCCCCUUCUUUCUCUCACCUAUCAUUCGGAGCUGGAGCUGGAGCUGGAGCUGGAGCCGGAGUUGGAUUUGGUUUUGGUGCUGGUGUUGGUGUUGGUGCUGGUGCUGGUGCUGGUGCCAAUCAUCAAUUUGGGCAAGUCUCCGAAACAACUGAUGAGAAUAGUGACCCAACCCAGGCUGUUGUAGCCAACGAUCAUCAAGGAUUGGACGCCGAUCAAGAAGGAUCAGACGCCGGGAAAACACCGGCUACACCCGAACCCAAAAACAAACAAGAAGGAGAUGAAGAAUCAGACACCGGGAAAGAGCAAACCCUGGCAUCUGAAUCCAAUGAUCAACAAGAAGCAGAGGCCGGCGAUGAAGGAUCGGACGCUGAGAUAACAACGGCUCUGGAACCGAACGAUCAACAAGAAUCAGGCGUCGGGACAACAUCGACUAAUAUAGUGAAAGUGCCGGCCUACACUUGCGAACCUGUCAAGGUCGGUUCAAUCCCGAAGCUCGCCAGUCCGAGGCUAGAAGGGGCAUACAAAGCCCUACAGGCAUUGAAGAGUGCCAUUUUUUCUGAUCCAAAUGGGUGGACAAAGAAUUGGGAGGGCCCGGAUGUGUGCAACUACAAAGGCGUCUUUUGCGCCAAGGCACUGGACGACGCUAGCGUCCAAGUGGUGGCCGGUGUCGACCUCAACCACGCUGAUAUCGCGGGCCACCUCCCCCCGGAGAUCGAGUACCUGACUGACAUUAGUCUCUUCCAUCUCAACUCCAACAGGUUCUGCGGGAUCAUCCCGCGCGGGAUCAAGAACCUCAAGCUUCUCUACGAGUUAGAUUUCAGCAACAACCGCUUUUGUGGAGCAUUCCCUGAGGUGGUACUAGAGCUGCCGCAACUUAAAUACCUCGACCUCCGAUAUAAUGAGUUCGAAGGGGAGAUACCCGCGGGGCUCUUCGACAAGGCCCUUGAUGCGAUUUUCUUGAACAACAACAGGUUCCACUCAACCAUCCCAGAGAACUUGGGGAAAUCCACCGCCUCAGUGAUUGUGAUGGCCAACAACCGCCUCUAUGGGUGCAUCCCGACCAGCAUAGGCAAGAUGGCGGGAAAAUUGGACGAGUUUGUGGUUUCGCACAACGAGCUGUCGGGGUGCCUGCCAGAGGAGAUCACGAUGUUGAAGACAACCAAGGUAUUUGACAUCUCAUACAACAAGUUUAUGGGCGACCUACCGCAGGGGGUAGAGCAUAUGCAAAGUAUAGAGGUGCUCAGCAUUGGAAACAAUAAGUUGAGGAGCAAGAUAUCAAAAACCGUUUGCACGUUGCCAAAACUCAAGAACCUCACAUGCUCUUACAACUUCUUUGAUGCCCAAGAUCCUGAGUGUGUUUCUGUGGUUGCCGUUGACAGCAAGACAAAUUGCUUACCACGAGAACCCAAUCAGAGGCCGGAGAAAGAGUGUCGCAUAGCAUUAAGCAAAAAGGUCGACUGCAAAGCUGGUUGUGGCUCCUCAACUUUGGGCUAUCCGUCAUUAGCUCCGGCUCAUACACAAACACCCACACCCAUGUCGGUUCCAUCAACCCCAACACAUGAACUCACACCUUCGCCAGAGCCGAAGCCCGAGCUUGACCUAGAACUUGAGCCAGGGUUUGAGCCAAAUGAUGAGCUUGGACCAACAUCUCAAGAGACAUAUAAGCCAUCAACCACAACAUCGCCAAUGCAUGAGCCAACACCUUCUGAGGAGGAGACAUCAUCAACCCCGACACAUAAGUCUGGGACAAAACCUCAUCAACAAAAGGUGGCGCCGAUCAUAAGAGAACGACCACCUACGCCGUCGCUGGUAUCCGCCCCUUCACCCAAACCUACGCAUACGCCAUCGACCACAACCAGCCCACCUUCUAAAUCAGAGAAACUCACACCUCCUCCUAAAAAGGAGACGCCGGUUCGCGCCCCCUCACCCAAAGCAACCCCGACGUCGUCAACCCCAACACAUAAACCCACACCUUCGCCAAAGUCUGAGCCAACACCUCCUAAAUCAGAGAAGAAGUCACCGGCACAGAAAUCCACACCUCCGCCAAAGGCUGAGCCAUCACCUCAGAAGUCGACGACACAGAGACACGCACCUCCUCCUCCUAAAAAGGAGACACCGGUCUCCACCCCCUCUCCAAAGUCUGAGUCAACGUCUCCUAAAUCAGAUACUCCGCCUACCACAGGCUCUCCACCGCCUAAAAAGGAGACGCCGUCUCAAAAGCCACCACCUGCUCCUGAGAAGGCAACGAACUCUGUUCCGCCACCUACUGACGAAGACUCAUCUCGUCCACCCGCAAGCAAAAAACCACCACCAGCUUCCUCACCUCCCCCACAAAAACAAGUUUCAUCACCACCACAUGUCCACUCGUCGCCGCCUCCUGUUAAAUCACCACCAAAAACCGCCUCAUCUCCGCCAUCGGAACCGGUUCAAGCACCACCCCAUGACAAACCUCCUCCUGCCAAAAUCCCUGGUUUAAUUGGUGCUAGCUACCUAUCUCCGCCGCCACCGCUAAUUCCAGGCUAUUAAAAGAGUCAUAUUUUAGGGUAAAUGAUUCAAUUGCAUAUAAUACAUUGCAAUGAAGUAGAAGGGCCAGAAUACU